Peronospora farinosa is the source of this 1974-nucleotide messenger RNA. The record is from the annotation of a GenBank genome assembly. NCBI's taxonomy places the organism in Eukaryota, Oomycota, Peronosporomycetes, Peronosporales, Peronosporaceae.
AUGAAGUUUGCAGCUGUCCAAGUGUUGCUGCUGGCAUUGGUUGGGAUCCAUACCAACAUGGUGCUAGCAGUAGACAUGACGUGUUUCGAGUUACCGAUCGUAAUCGUGUCACCUACAAAGGUGAGGCUGCCAACUGAGACCUGUAAUCAACCUCGUGUGCCCGCUCCUGAUUGCAUGAAAGACCCCGUCGAAGCCAACAUUGAGGUAAUUGACAACGUUGAAGGCGUGCUCAAUUGCCUGAAUGGAAGCCGAACCGCGGUCUAUUCGGGUAGUGCUCACUACCGCGGCCAGUCCAGUCUUCAUUUCACAAAGCACCAGAUAGCGGUUGAACUGAGUGAAGAUGGCGAGCUGCUUGGGUUUCCAGCGGAUCGCAGUUUCGUACUGAAUGGUCCAACAAUUGAUGAUAGCUUAUUGCGGAACCAUUUAGCCCAUUGGAUGUUUCGCGGCACGGAUCGCUAUUCACCCCGGACCCGUCAUGUUGUAGUGUUCGUUCGUGACCGAUUGGAUACGAACGAUUGGAGCCCACGGUAUCGCGGUAUCUACUUGGCGUUGGAGAAGAUCACGUACACUCCAAACCGAGUCGGACUGGCAAAGCUGAACAGCAAUUGCCAGACGAAGGAAGAACUCUCUGGAGGCUGGGCAUGGCAAAACAACCCGCUUGACUACGGUGAUUAUUCGCCCAACUUUGUGCUGAAUGCAGCAACCGGACUCUUUGGGUCCGGUGCAAGACCAGUUCUGACAUUUCCGGAGGCAAAAGUGCUUACACAAACUAUGCGUGACUACUUCGUGUCGCCCGAAACAGGGCCUCUUCCUCGAUUGUAUCAGUACCUUUACGACAAUAUGACUGAUCCUGAUGGACUAGAAGAGCACAUCGACAUUGGUUCGUUUGUAGACUACUUCCUGCACACGGAGCUGUCGGAAAACUCGGACGCCUACCGUCGCAGCACUUACUUUUUCAAAGACCGUGGUCAACCCAUUAACGCUGGCCCUGUCUGGGAUUUCAAUUUGGCUUAUGGACGUGCUGGUACUCAAACGACGUGGUUUUACACGGUUCAUACGUUUUGGAAGCGUCUCGCAUGCAAUUACAAGUUUGCAUCCCUCGUUCAACAGCGAUGGACUACAUUGCGCUCGACUUUGUGGAGUAAUGACGCGAUUGAAUCCUUCAUCUUAACAAGUGCCGAGCCGAUUCGUCGACAGUUGAUAAAUUGUGUCGGAUGGAAAAGCGAGAAUUUGCAGUGCGCAAAUGUCAAUGGAAAAUCAGCGGACACCUAUGACGAUGCAGUAAAUGAUUUGAUCAUCGCGGUUCUUGCGCGUGCUAUAUGGAUGGACUCAAGUGUGGCUGGGUUUUAUAAAAAACUGGACCGUGACCUGUGUGUGCCUAUUGGCAAACUUCCUGCCUACAACUGCGCUGCGGAUGGCAGUGACAAAGGAUGCCUGUCGAACCCCGACCUAUACAGCAACGCUGUCGACUUUCCGGAGCCCCGCAAAUCUAUGGCUGCAAAGGUUUGCGACCCAUCUAAGCAUUCCAGCAAGCUGGAGAAGCCAUCAAUUGACCCGUGCUGGUUGUCAGCGGGUGUAUACAUGACGGAUGGCUCGAUUACACCUUUCUGCGGAGGAUAUGGCUUUUGCCCCGAGGGACCAGGAGCGAAGUGUACGUGCACGAGUGGACGCCACCCACCCACCUGUGCUCGUAGCGACGAUGUGAUUGUACCUCACGGUGGCUUCACUGAAGAUGACAUGGUCGAGCCAACGUCAUUGCUAAGCCAGUAUCUGGAUAGAGAUGAUGGCACGCACUUCCGCUAUCCACUCUUCUUCUUGUGUGCUUUCUCUGCGAUGGUGUUGGGUGUGGCCGUGGCAGCCCAUCAAAAGCGCCGUCACCGCCGCUUCAUUCGUUUGCGCGAAACAUUUGGUCGGACGGCCGCCAACUUACGUGAUGAACAUGACGGGCAAAGACUUUUCUACGGCACUUCGUAA